CGAGUCCGCGUCUUCUCUUUGCGAGUCGUCUCCGCCAGCCGAGUCUCCGAGGAGCUCAAGAUUUUACCACGGGCGGCCGCUACGGAUGGACAGGAGCCGAGACGCAGCGCGCAAAGCGCAACGCGCGGCGGGAGGCGAAAUGGGGAGGGGAGGGCGGUCCGCGCGGGGGGGAGCGGGAAGGGACUCGAGUGGGGGAUUCGAGGGACGCUGCAGCCCCGCCCCCGCCCCGUCUUCUCCUCCUCUUCAGAACCGGAGGAGCCGGGGAGCAUGGACCAAACCCGGCUGCUCUGGAACCAUGACGCUCGCCUGCUUCGUGGUGGCUCUGGUUCUAGGGGCGCUCCCCGAAGUGAUCGGCUUUGAUCUAGUCGUCACUUACCCCCUCCACCACCGCUAUCGCCAUUCGCCCCCGGCAAGUCCCCGGCACCCUCAUUACCUUCCCACCCAGCAGCGACCACAGAGGACGCCUCCGCCGCCCCCAGUCCCGCGCGUCCCGCGCCCCCCGCCCGCGAUGCAUGCCCAGCGCCUGCACGCCCUCCACGCCGGGCGCACGCCGGGGCCGCACCACCGGGACUGCCCCGCCGGCGAGCCCUGGGUCAAUGUGACGGACUUCGGCGCCCCUUGUCUGCGCUGGGCAGAGGUGCCGCCCUUCCUCGAGCGGUCGCCCCCAGCGAGCUGGGCUCAGCUGCGAGGGCAGCGCCACAACUUCUGCCGGAGCCCGGACGGCGCGGGCCGACCGUGGUGCUUCUAUGGGCACGCCCACGGCAAGGUGGACUGGGGCUACUGCGACUGCAGACACGGGUCAGUGCGGCUUCGAGGUGGCAAACAUGAGUUUGAAGGCACCGUGGAAAUAUAUGCAAAUGGAACUUGGGGCACAGUCUGUGGCAGCCACUGGGAUGAUUCUGACGCCUCCGUCAUUUGUCACCAGCUGCAGCUGGGGCGAAAAGGAGUUGCAAAACAAACCCCAUUUUCUGGACUGGGCCUUAUUCCCAUUUAUUGGAGCAAUGUCCGUUGCCGAGGAGAUGAAGAAAAUAUACUGCUUUGUGAAAAAGACAUCUGGCAGGGUGGGGCGUGUCCUCAGAAGAUGGCAGCUGCUGUCACAUGUAGCUUUUCCCAGGGCCCGACGUUCCCCGCCAUACGCCUCGUGGGUGGGAGCAGCGCGCGGGAAGGCCGAGUGGAAGUCUACCAUGCUGGUCAUUGGGGGACCGUCUGUGAUGACCAGUGGGAUGAAGCAGACGCAGAGGUGAUCUGCAGGCAGCUGGGCCUGAGUGGCAUUGCCAAAGCAUGGAAUCAGGCGUAUUUUGGGGAAGGCUCUGGUCCAAUCGUGUUGGAUGAGGUACGCUGCACUGGGAAUGAGCUUUCUAUUGAGCAAUGUCCAAAGAGUUCCUGGGGAGAGCAUAACUGUGACCAUAAGGAAGAUGCUGGAGUGUCCUGUACCCCUCUAACAGAUGGAGUCAUCCGACUUGGAGGUGGUAAAGGCAGCCACGAGGGCCGCCUGGAGGUGUAUCACCGGGGACGGUGGGGGACUGUCUGUGAUGAUGGCUGGACUGAGCUGAAUACAUACGUGGUUUGCCGACAGCUGGGAUUUAAAUAUGGCAAACAAGCCUCUGCAAACCACUUUGAAGAAAGCACAGGGCCCAUAUGGUUGGAUGACGUCAGCUGCUCAGGGAAGGAGUCCGGUUUGGUUCAGUGUUCCCGGAGGCAGUGGGGAAGGCACGACUGCAGCCAUCGGGAGGAUGUUGGCAUCACCUGCUACCCUGGUGGCAAUGGAUACAGACUAUCUCUGGGUUUUCCUAUCAGACUGAUGGAUGGAGAAAAUAAGAAGGAAGGACGAGUGGAGUUGUUCAUCAAUGGCCAGUGGGGAACCAUUUGUGAUGAUGGCUGGACUGACAAGGAUGCAACUGUGAUCUGUCGUCAGCUUGGCUACAAGGGCCCUGCCAAAGCAAGAACCAUGGCUUAUUUUGGAGAAGGAAAUGGACCCAUCCAUGUGGACAAUGUGAAGUGUACAGGAAACGAGAGGUCCCUGGCUGACUGUAUCAAACAAGAUAUUGGAAGACAUAACUGCCACCACAGUGAAGAUGCAGGAGUCAUUUGUGAUUAUUUUAGCAAGAAGGCAACAGGUAACAGUAAUAAAGAAUCCCUCUCGUCUGUGUGUGGCUUGAGAUUACUGCACCACCGGCAGAAGCGGAUCAUUGGUGGGAAAAAUUCUUUAAGGGGUGGCUGGCCUUGGCAAGUGUCCCUCCGGCUAAAGUCAUCCCAUGGAGAUGGCAGGCUUCUUUGUGGGGCCACGCUCCUCAGUAGCUGCUGGGUCCUUACAGCGGCGCACUGCUUCAAGAGGUAUGGUAACAGCACAAGGAACUAUGCUAUUAGGGUUGGGGAUUAUCAUACUUUGGUGCCAGAAGAAUUUGAAGAAGAAAUCGGAGUUCAGCAGGUUGUGAUUCAUCGGGGCUAUCGACCUGACAGCAGUGACUAUGACAUCGCUCUGGUUAGAUUAGAAGGACCAGAAGAGCAAUGUGUUAAAUUUAGCAGCCAUGUUUUGCCGGCCUGUUUGCCACUCCGGAGAGAGAGGCCACAGAAAACCGCCUCCAACUGUCACAUAACAGGAUGGGGAGACACAGGAAAAGCUUAUUCAAGAACUCUACAACAAGCAGCCAUCCCCCUGCUUCCCAAGAGGUUUUGUGAAGAACGUUAUAAGGGUCGGUUUACAGGAAGAAUGCUCUGUGCUGGAAAUCUGCAGGAACAGAAACGUGUUGACAGCUGCCAGGGAGACAGUGGAGGACCACUCAUGUGUGUUCGGUCAGGAGAGAGUUGGGUUGUAUAUGGGGUGACCUCCUGGGGGUAUGGCUGUGGAGCCAAGGAUUCACCUGGUGUCUAUACCAAAGUCUCAGCCUUUGUACCUUGGAUAAAAAGUGUCACCAAAUUAUAAUUCUUCACAGAAAUCUGAAGGGAAUGUUGGAAAUUUUCAACCUCUACAUUAGCACUCAACCAGAGAUGCCAACUUAUGGGGAUGAGAGCCAUGUUCCUGCUUUUGUGUUGUGAUUAAAUAAUGUACACCAUUGCUGCUUGAGAAAUUUGUGAUGUGAACAUUCUUUGUUAGAUACCUCAGUGUAGUACUAAUUAUUCUUGAUUAGCAUUGUUGAAUCUUUAUUCUCAUCACUCUCCAGAGAUUACUGUAUGUCAGUUGUGCAAUAAGGCGGUCUUCAUUUGGCUUUCGAGUUUAUAAUUGGAUCAAUACAGUUUAUUAAAAACAGUAUUGUGUAAUUAAGCUCAGAUUUUCUUCAAGACUGAGAAAUUUCCACAAUGAAAUCUCUGUAGCCUUUGAUAAAUGAGGAAAUCAAGGGCCAAAAAGGUGAAGGAAUCCAUUAUAAACCCAAACUGGAACAGGAUCAGUCACAAGACAUUCCUGAAUGAAGCCUUUGUACCAUGCAACAUAUUCUAGUUACCUACCAAAAUUUGGAAUACCAGAGAGUCAGGAAUGCCUUCAAAUUGUUGGGAUGUACAACUUAAUUUAUCCAUCUUAUUUGUUAACAUCCUCUAGCAGUUACUUUCAGCUACCCUAAGAUUUACAGCUUUCUUUAUUUUUCCUUGGCAUCAUGCCAAUUUGCUGUACCAUGACUGAAGAGUGCCAUCUAUUGCCAACUUUCUUGUAAUGACCAAAACAUGUAGAUUUCUACUGUCCUGUCCCAGCUAGUAAAAAUAACUAUUAAAAAAGCUUUCUCUGCUCAUGUAGUGGGAAAAAAACUAACUUGUAUCCACUGGUUUAAUUCAUAUACCACCUAUGUGCCAGGCCCUGCAUUAAGGGACUAUGCACCUCACUGAUAAUUUACAAAAGGUUGGUAAGAAACACACCCAGAGGCCAAGGUAAGCCCGUGGGAUCCAGUACUGACCCAGUACUAAUAAUGUUCUUUCCUCCCUCCACUGCGGUCUGCAGGCCAUUUUCCCCUUUGGCUAUUUCCCAAACCAGUAAGGGACAGCUGCUUAGCAUGUACCCUUUCAGGACAUUCCUGAUAGCAAAGCAAAAAAGCUCUGCUCAAACACAGAAGGCAUGCCCCUCAGGCUCCCUAAGCAAUCACCACCAGAUUAUGAUUGCUAACAUGAAGAGCCCUUAGGUGGUUUAAACAGUUUUUGUAUAUCCAAGAAAUAGAUGCAUUAAGACAGGUAAAAAGGUCAGUGUGAACUUUAGGAUCAAGAUCAGUUAAGUAAUCCUCUUCAAAGGCUAAAUCCACAUGAACGGGACUUCAAUACUUUCUCCACUGCAUCCACUUGUGUCCUUUUUGUAAAAAACUGGUGCUAUCAUAAAGGUGCUUUAAUAGUGUACAGAACUGCAAUGCUGUUAUCAGGCAGAACAUUAAAUCUUUUCUGAAAGCUCAAGAUUUUUGAUAAAGGAAUUUUUUUAAAGCAUUCCCAUUUACAGAGAUGACAGAGCUACACAAUGCACACCUGCACAAGGGCUUGAGAAAAUGUGCAAUACAGGAGAGGAAAUUUAUCUCUACUGAAAUGUCGCACAGGCCACCUUUCUAAUUAAACUAUAGUGCAGAUGCAAGGAACAUUUAUAUUGAAAUUUUAUUAAAACCAGAGGCCGGACACUUUAAAGACAGAGAGUGAACAGGCAGCCUACAGUUUGCUCAAACUUGAAUACUUGGUUCAUAAUGUAUGUCUUUAUUAUAGCUAAUUUUUUCUUGUUAAGCAUUAAAUGUGACUUUUAAAAGACACAAGUGUUCUGUGCACAUUUGUGUGAAUAAAGUGCAUACUUGUUCACCUUA
Molecule: messenger RNA, 4760 nt
Organism: Neogale vison (American mink)
Lineage: Eukaryota; Metazoa; Chordata; Mammalia; Carnivora; Mustelidae
Gene: PRSS12
Product: serine protease 12
Exons: 13
Coding region: 86-2923 (945 amino acids)
Biological process (GO): proteolysis
Cellular component (GO): membrane
Molecular function (GO): serine-type endopeptidase activity
Source: RefSeq, a predicted model, not a curated record